GCCUUAAACUCCCUAAAAUCUCCACAGCCCGGGUUCCUGCUGCGGCCGUGUGAUCAUUCAGAAUCCUCCAAGUUUGUUUCAGCUUUGAACAACUCAUAACUAGAAAGUCUCUAAUUAAUAGAAGAUGGCAAAGCCUACUCACAGCAGCUACGUCCUUCAGCAGCUAAACAACCAAAGAGAAUGGGGUUUUCUCUGUGACUGUUGUAUUGCAAUUGAUGACAUUUACUUUCAAGCACACAAAGCAGUUUUAGCUGCUUGUAGCUCCUAUUUUAGAAUGUUUUUCAUGAACCAUCAGCAUAGUACUGCACAAUUGAAUCUCAGCAACAUGAAAAUUAGUGCUGAGUGUUUUGAUCUCAUUUUGCAGUUUAUGUACCUAGGAAAGAUUAUGACAGCACCAUCUAGUUUUGAGCAGUUCAAAGUGGCAAUGAACUACCUACAGCUGUACAAUGUUCCUGACUGCUUAGAAGACAUACAGGAUGCAGAUUGUUCUAGUUCAAAAUGUUCGUCUUCUGCUUCCAGCAAGCAGAACAACAAAAUGAUUUUUGGGGUAAGAAUGUAUGAAGACACUGUGGCUAGAAAUGGCAGUGAAACGAACCGGUGGUAUACAGAACCAAGUUCAACAGUAAAUACGCCACAUAUUAGAGAGCCGGAGGAAGAAUCUAUACCAUUAGGUAAUUUUCCUGAACCACUAUUUGAUGUGUGUAAAAAGAGUUCUGUGUCCAAAUUAUCUACUCCAAAAGAACGUGUGUCACGACGCUUUGGACGGAGUUUUACCUGUGAUAGCUGUGGCUUUGGCUUCAGCUGUGAAAAACUGCUAGAUGAACACGUGCUGACCUGUACUAACAGGCAUUCAUACCAAAACUCAAGAUCCUACCACCGAAUAGUAGACAUUAGAGAGGGGAAAGACAGUAACAUCAAAGCUGAAUUUGGUGACAAGGAUUCUUCUAAACCAUUUUCUGCACAGACAGACAAGUAUAGAGGAGACACAAGCCAGGCUCCUGAUGAUUCCGCUUCAACCACUGGCACCAGAAAAAGUAGCACAGUGGAGUCUGAAGUAGUCAGUGAAGAAAAAAGCAGAGCAGCUGAAAGGAAAAGAAUCAUUAUCAAGAUGGAACCUGAAGAUAUUCCUACUGAUGAGCUGAAAGACUAUAACAUUAUUAAAGUUAAUGAUAAAGACUGUAAUGAAUCCACUGACAAUGAUGAAUUAGAAGAUGAACCUGAGGAGCCAUUUUAUAGAUACUAUGUUGAAGAAGAUGUCAGCAUUAAAAAAAGUGGUAGGAAAGCCCUAAAACCUCGGAUGUCUAUAAAUGUUGAGGAAAGAGGUGGUUUAGAAAAUAUGAGGCCUCCUACCAACAGCAGUCCAGCACAAGAGGAUACUGAAAAUGCAUCUUGUGAGCUGUGUGGACUCACGAUAACGGAGGAGGACUUGUCCUCUCAUUACUUAGCCAAACACAUUGAAAAUAUCUGCGCAUGUGGUAAAUGUGGACAAAUCCUUGUAAAGGGCAGACAGCUUCAGGAACAUGCUCAAAGAUGUGGAGAGCCUCAAGAUCUGACAAUGAAUGGGUUAGGAAAUACUGAGGAGAAAAUGGACAUGGAAGAAAAUCCUGAUGAGCAAUCUGAAAUAAGAGAUAUGUUUGUUGAAAUGUUGGAUGACUUUAGGGACAAUCACUACCAGAUAAGCAGUAUCCAAAAAAAGCAGUUGUUUAAACAUUCUACCUGUCCUUUUCGAUGUCCUAAUUGUGGCCAGCGUUUCGAAACUGAAAAUCUAGUGGUUGAACAUAUGUCUAGUUGCCUAGACCAAGAUAUGUUUAAGAGUGCCAUCAUGGAAGAAAAUGAAAGAGAUCACAGGCGAAAGCAUUUUUGUAAUCUGUGUGGAAAAGGAUUUUACCAGCGGUGUCAUUUAAGAGAACACUACACUGUUCAUACUAAGGAAAAACAGUUUGUUUGUCAAACAUGUGGAAAGCAGUUUUUAAGAGAACGUCAGUUGCGUCUGCACAAUGAUAUGCACAAAGGCAUGGCCAGUGGUGAAAUAGGGCCUUCUAACCCCCUGGAGAAGUGACAGAUCUGAAUUUGGAGAGGACAUGGGGAAGACUCAAUCUUCAUAUCAGGUCUGAAGUGGCACCAUCUUUUCUGUCUUCCUGACAAACUUCAUCAACUCUAAAAGUUCCAGUUUGCAGAAAUCCAAGAGAAUUCAAUAAAAAUUACUUUGGGAUCACUUGGUUGUAACAUAACUGAUUCACAGUGACUCUCCUAGUAUUUGUGGAAAAUCUGCUAAAGAAAAGUUAACUGUAAAAUUCAUAUGAUAUCAGUGGUUAAAGCUACACUAAAAUGAAUUUUAUAUGCUAAUUAUAUUCAAGAGUCCCUUGAGAAAUAAGAGGACUAGGCUACUGUAAAUAUGUUAUAAAGAGAGAUAAUCACAUAUCUGUAAACACAUACAAUUCCAAACUUAAAAUAACCAGAAUUAUAGCUUAUGUAUUAUGCAAUGAUUGUUAGGCAACUUAAAAUUAUACUCAAACUGUGUAGCUUAGAAUAUAAGUAAAAAUAAAUUUGUACAAUGAAACAGAUUUUAAGGCCAAUAUUUUAAUAAAAUAAUCCAUCUAUAACACUUGCCCCUCUUCCUUUUGUGCUGUAUAUUCCAGUCACAUGUUUGAUUGUUGAUAGAAAUGAAGCUCUUUUUUAAGGCUGUUAACUUAAAGGAAGAGCAUUGUUUCAACUGCUAGAUUUUCACAAAUCAUAGACACAUUUUUUUCUGAAUUUAGCAAUAUACCUUAAUUAGGUAGAAUUAAUUUUAAACAUUUACUAUCAACAGUAAUAUAUGAUGUCAUGCUUUCAGCUUUGAAUUUCAAGAUAAAAUUCAACUAAGUACUGCAUGAAAGAAUGGUUAACAUGUUCUUAAAAGCCUUUCGGAGAAAAAAAAACAGUAAUAUUUUAACCUGCUACAAAUGCUUUGCUAUAGACACACACACAAAUACAUCUUAACCAUAUGCAUCUUGUGGCCACAUUAUUUCCUUAUUGUGAAUAAACUUGUAUAUUUUUAUUUUUGUUAACUAUUCAAUUCCUUAUUCGUAUUAUUUUGUGUAGUAUCAAAAUGUUAAUAUUUUUUAAAAUGCCUAUUUUAUUUUUAUGCCUACUUCAAAUGUUUUAGAGAGCUGCACUGGGAUCUAUCUUAAGGUAUAGUGAAUACACAGAAGUUGAGUCACUUAAAAUUCUAAAUGUAAGUUAGGAUAGUAACUUGAAUAUUCACUCUAACAACUAGACUAACUGAAAAUCAAAGGAGUUACAAUGAGAUAGUGGGUGCAAGAGGGAGAAGGGAGACUUCAAAUACCAUAUGAAAUACUUUAAAAGAAAAUUCAUAGGUGUUAGGGUCUAAGGAAGUACUAGAGUUAAUCUGUUUUGGGAACUUAUAGAAUUGUAGGCUUCGUAAAAUAAAUAGGAAAUAUAUAAUAUUAUUAAAGGUACACCAAAUAGAAAUAAUUCAAUAAUAUUUUGAUUGACUAAACUAUUGAAUUAGAUUUACCAAAGAAAAGUGGCUUAAGUUUUGACUAUACUAACUAUAAAUGUAAUAAAUUACAUUAAUUAUAAAUGGUAUUAAUGCACGUAUAAUGUGGUUUUCUAUUAGUAUAAAAUGGACUUUUUGAAUUAUAAAGUAUCUUUGUUACAUUUUAAAUCUAUUGCUUUUAUCUAAUAAAAUUUCCUCCUCAAUGUU
Messenger RNA from Dipodomys ordii (Ord's kangaroo rat), 3706 nucleotides. It is a transcript of the gene Zbtb1, whose product is annotated as zinc finger and BTB domain containing 1. The transcript is spliced from 4 exons. Lineage: Eukaryota; Metazoa; Chordata; Mammalia; Rodentia; Heteromyidae. Gene Ontology annotation, molecular function: protein binding. The coding region runs from base 125 to 2059 and encodes 644 amino acids. The record is from RefSeq and is a predicted model, not a curated record. Gene Ontology annotation, biological process: regulation of cytokine production; regulation of immune system process; negative regulation of transcription by RNA polymerase II.